Molecule: messenger RNA, 1047 nt
Organism: Penicillium daleae
Lineage: Eukaryota; Fungi; Ascomycota; Eurotiomycetes; Eurotiales; Aspergillaceae
Exons: 1
Coding region: 1-1047 (348 amino acids)
Biological process (GO): protein N-linked glycosylation
Molecular function (GO): glycosyltransferase activity
Source: RefSeq, a predicted model, not a curated record
AUGGCUAACUUCAGCGUACUUUCGGGAAUCUUGCUUUACUCUCAAAGUUCGGCAUCUUCCACGCUUCAUCAAGCGUACAUUGAUCAAUCGUCUUACCAACUCGGCCUCUCAUCUGUGAAUUCGGGCGCCGAUCCUCAGACGGUAAGUCCGAUCACUCCGAGUCCAUACGCUGUCGCCAUAUUCCUCGGCACAGAGUUCGACGCAGAAGACUCCGACGAAGACAACUCAGAUCGGUAUUAUGUCGGGGCCCGCACACUAGUCUAUCAGCUACUUCAUGCACCCAGUACAAAGUUUACAAGCCCGGUAUCUGUCGUAAUCUUAGCCACGCAGGGAGUGCAUGAAAGCAAACGACAGCGACUACGAUUAGAUGGCGCGGCUGUUGUCGAGAUUGAACGAUUGGAACACUCUAUCGAUAUUGAGGUCCCUUUUUACCAUGAAGUGUUCGAUAAGCUUCCAGCAUUUGAUCCAGCCGUGAUGCCUUUUGAGAAAGUCGCCUUGCUAGACGCGGACAUGGUGAUUACACGACCACUCGAUGCACUGUUCCAAGAUACCAAUACCACUCACUUUCCGGUCGAUACGAAUUCGACAAAAUUGCCCGCACCAGAUUUACCCGAGCUUCCAGAGAGAUAUGCUCUAGCAGCGACGCCAGAUAUUCCAGGUCGGAAUCCCGUCUUUCCUCCGGACGUCGACAACGAGAAGAACCGUGAUUAUUUCAAUGCCGACGUGAUAGUGUCCUCUCCCACCAAGAAGCUUUUCCAAUACUAUCUUGCGCUCCUUGGUCGACCUGAGUUGUUUGGCCAUUGGUUACCUGAGCAGGAUCUUCUUAAUCUUGCUCAUCGCUGGGAUGGACCGAUGCCUUGGAGACAGCUUGAUCUCUCGUGGCACUUGAUCCUUCCUACCGAAGCGGAUUUUAAUGCUGGCAUGGCUAUUCUUCAUUGUAAAUAUUGGCAGCCUGCUGGGGACCCGUGUCAUCAGACGGCUCUUGCGCGGUGCUGGCAAAUGCAGGGGUACUGGGAGGGAAGAGAAGGCUCAAAAGCAGGAAGGUGA